AUGAGCAGUCAGGAACUAGCGGCCUUGGAUUCUCAGGAAGUGAGAAUAACGGAGGAUGAUAUUGAAAGAUCUCUUGAUAUACCUGUGCGUACUCAUGUACGCAUCAGGGGCAUUCAGAGGAUCCACCCCAAUGUCAUCAGCCGCGACGUGGAGGCUAUUAAACGCUCACAUACUAUAAGUGAGAUUAGCAAUAACAUGAAUGAAGCUAGGGCUAGAUGGGCUCGCAUGGGCAUUUUUCGUUCAGUAAACUUUAAUUUAGAGCCUACGUUUGAUGGGGAACCGAAUGAUGUUUGUGUCCAUAUCGAUGUUGAGGAAUCUAAGGCCACAAAGUCUUUUGGCAUUUUUACAACCGAAACAGUACUCCCCGAGCUAACGCUUUCAUUGGAAAAUAUUCUAGGGGGCAGAUAUUCUGUUUCUGGAAACUAUAUCCCUCCAACUUCGCGAACCCACGCUGUUUCCUUCUCGAUUCGUUCAAAUGUCCCGUUUUUGGGCCAAACAGGUGAGUAUUAUAUCGGAAAGCGUGACGAAGCCAAAACGUGUCAUCCUGCCACCAGUGAAAAAGUAGAAGAGAUACGAGCCACGACCCGAAAUGAAAAAAACGGGGUUUUAUCAGAUCUUUCUAUUGGAUUUCAGAGGAGACUACUUGCAUCAAAAGACAAGCGGGAUUUAGGGGAAGAUUUACUGAACGAUUUUACAACAACAUUUAAAGGAUAUGUCAAACAUGAAUUGGCUUUGUCAAGUGCGGAAUACCACGCAAAUCCAUUUUUGUGCAAUAUGUAUCCCCUGCCAAUUCGCGGAGGUCAGAUAAGUAUGAAAAAUGAACUCGCUGGUGGACCCUUUGGAGGUCAAUUUACAUUUCUCAAGUCGGAAGUACAAACAGCCAAAUACUGGCCAUUAGGAUCAUACUGUAGUUUUCAGUGGAACACCAAGUUGGCUGGGAUAUGGUCGUACCAACAGGCCAGAAUUCCAUUAAAUGACAGACUAUUCCUUUCAACUUGCCACGUACGUGGAUUUAAGAGUGUGGGCCCUUCUACAAUGGACAUUAGCGGAAGAGAUGGUGGACGAUUUGCUGCUACUGGUGGUAAUGCGCUAUGGGCAACAUCAAUCAGUUUGAAUUUUCCGUUUCUCUUUUUCCCAAAUAAUGGUCUGGCUGCCAUGCAUCUGUUUGCCAACGCGGGAAAUUUACAAAUGAUAGACUCAAAGCCAGAAUUAUUGGACCUUACUCGAUGGUUUCGUUCAUGCGCCGCCUCAGUUGGCUUUGGUGUGGUAGUGACAAGAAUACCACUUUUUGGUGUUUCACCCAAUGGGCGUUUCGAAUUGAAUUUUUCGAUCCCUGUUGGAAUUGAUAGACAUGGCAACAUUUCCUGGAGAAAUGGUAACAAGAAUUUAUUUGAGCGUGUGAAGUUUGGACUGACGUGGUCUUCGGCGCUUUCAAUUUGA
Trypanosoma grayi is the source of this 1440-nucleotide messenger RNA. Its product is annotated as Tob55. The transcript has a single exon. Gene Ontology annotation, biological process: protein insertion into mitochondrial outer membrane. The record is from RefSeq and is a predicted model, not a curated record. Gene Ontology annotation, cellular component: SAM complex; outer membrane. The coding region runs from base 1 to 1440 and encodes 479 amino acids. Lineage: Eukaryota; Euglenozoa; Kinetoplastea; Trypanosomatida; Trypanosomatidae.